Cladocopium goreaui is the source of this 4161-nucleotide messenger RNA. The record is from the annotation of a GenBank genome assembly. NCBI's taxonomy places the organism in Eukaryota, Dinophyceae, Suessiales, Symbiodiniaceae.
AUGAGUGCUUCAGAUCCGAAUCUGGCUGCAGGAUCUCCCCAAGGAUCCCCGUAUGGAUCACCACAUGGACAAAGCCAAGGUGUACCUAUGCCUGAUGCUCCUGCUGGGCUUCCCCAACAACAGCUUCAAGGAGUUCAAGCUGAAAUGGCACACCUCAUGCGAAUGGUGGCAACAGCUGCGACGGCUGCAGCUGAGGCGGCAAAGGCUGCCACUGGUGCUUCACAGGGAAGUGCACCAGAUAGAAAGAAGGAACUCUACAAGCUCAUUCCAAAACCUGCGGUGUUUGCUCCAGGAGACCGAGAACAAGAAGUGGCGCAAUGGAGAGAUUGGUACUGGAGUCUGAAGCAGUACCUGACUGUCAUCGACAACAAGUUCGAGGAUGACAUCGCCUAUGUGGAAAGAAGCAAUGUGACUGAGGUCGACAUAGACUUGCUGGAGGAUGAGGAAAGACAUAGAGGUCGAUUCCUUUACAGCCUGCUGAGCUCACUCUUGCAAGGACGUCUUCUCAGUCUUGUGAGAAAUGUGGAUACAUCUAAUGGACUUGAAGCUCUGAGGCACUUGUUGGAGAAUUGCCAACCUCGUGCAAGAAACCGCACGAUGUCGAUGUUGCAGAGCAUCAUGUCCUACCCCAACUUCGUGAUGAAGAACUCCAUCAUGUCGCAGUUGGUGAGACUUGAGGAGCACUUCGUCCAGUUUGAGAAAAUGGGUGGAAAGCUGAUUGAUGAGAUGAAGUCAGCUGUGGUGCUCAAAUGUGUGAGCGGACCCCUGAAAAUCCACUCGAAUCUCAGUCUCAACGAGUCCAGCACCUAUGCACAAAUUCGAGAUGUCAUCAAGGCCUAUGACACAGCCACUACAAAGUGGACAGAUAGCGUGAGCAGCUCUCCGUACUCACCUCAAACUGCUCACUGGGCGGCAAAGCUGCUGAAGGGCAAGGGCAAAACCUAUGGUAAGCAAAACCCAUGUAGCUCUACGUCAACAACUUCGUGGAGCACAACUUCGAAAAGUGGAAAAGGUGGAGAUCAGAACGACAAGGGCAAAGGCAAGAGCAAGUCAAAAGAUGGUGUGACCUGCUUUAAUUGCGGUAGAGUUGGGCACAUGGCCAAAGACUGUUGGCGAGUGCGACAAGUUGGAAAUCCUGAGGCUUCAAGCACUGUCUUGUCUUCAGUGACUGGGCAGGAGAGUGUUGGCCCAUCAGUUUCACAGGCAGCCACAGCAGUCAAGCGAGUGGCAUUUUCAGCUGGAGAACAUGAGCCAGUGGUUUUCGACAUGAGAUCAAGUUCGACUUCAAGCUGGUGUCAUUGCAGGAUGGUGAAAUUCUUCUACAUUGACAAUGAGGAGUACAAGCCGAUGUCAAUCAGGAGCACUACAUUUGGUGGUGAGACCAACGAGCGUUAUGAGCUCGACACCAACGAGCGUUAUGAGCUCGACACCAAUGAGGUUGACAUCAUCAUUGACUCUGGGGCUGAUGCACCGAUCUUUUCAUCGAGCAUGAUCCACUGCGGAAGGCAAUGUGAUGGUCAGCAAGUGGCAUUGCAAGAUGCUCAAGGCAGGGAAAUUCCACUACUUGGACAGCGAUCGGUGGCAGUAGUCUUGGAGGACAAGAAUGGAGUGGAGAUAGAAGUGAGAGACAAUGUGGUCUUUUCGGAUGAGAUCAGCCAGCCCAUUUUGAGCUUUGAAAGGCUGAUGAAUGCAGGAUGGAGCAUUUGUGCUCAAACCAGAAGUCUUCGCAAUGGAGCCUACGAGAUUCCCUUGGACUUCCAGAACAACAGCUUGAUCGUUCGAGGACAUGUUCGAACGAUUGGAGAGCAGCCUCAAGCGAUUCGAGCUUUGAAGGCAGACCUCGCUCCAGGAUUGCAAGCCUACGUGGACAAUGCCUUUGGAUGGCAUCGAGAUGGAACACGCUGGGUCGGAGUUCACCUGAGCGACAAGUACGACUUUGUGAACGCUUGGGAGUCUGAAGAUGUGGAGAUGAUUGAAGAGAAGGCCAAGGAUGUAAAUGACAUCGAGGCUUUGUGGUCUGACGAUCCAUUGACGAGAUCACCGCCUGAGCCACUACCUGAGGUAGAUCGCCUGGCUGAUGAGAUCGAAGUCAACAGAUUGCAGGAGAUGGGUGUCAUCGAGAAGCUUGCCCUGAAGGACUACGAGUUGGAACUUCUUACAACUCGAAUGGUCUAUGACUGGCGCAUCAAGGAUUGUAAAGAUCCCAAAACAGGUUCAAUUCGGAGAAGGUGGAUGCGCAGGGCAAGACUGGUUGCACGUGAAUAUGCAAACCACCGACGAGAUGAUGUGCACUCUCCAGCAUCUGGCAGUCAAGUGUUGAGGCUGUUACCAGCCAUCUACCUGAUGCUCACUGCGGUGGACGGCAUUGACCAGGAGGAGAUCCAGAUUGUGGAGAAGCUUAUCCAGGAGUUGAAAUCCGAGCUCAACAUCUCCUACAAGAUUGCACAACAUGAAGGAGAUCAGUUCGAGUUCCUGAAGAGAAAGUACGUGCUGAGAGAGGAUGGGAUUGACAUCCUACCAGGAGGAUAUGCUGAGACCAUGAUCGAGGCCUUUGAGAAACGCUAUGGUCCGGUGAAACUUCAACAAGUUCCUUGCGGAGAUGACGCACAGGAAAUCUCAACGUUUCCGUUCAUCAUCAAGCAGCUGGCAAGUGGUAUGGGCAAUCCAUCGAGAGGUCAUUUGCAGGUGAUGAGAAAGCUAAUCGGGUACCUCAAGAACACCCGUGGUCACUACAACCGUGUGAAAGCUCCCAGUCAUGGACAAGGAGUUCAUCACCACUAUGAUUCGAAAUGGAUCUUGGAGACCUUCACCGACUCAGAUUGGUCGGGAGAUCGAAAAACAAGGAGAAGCACGAGCAGUGCAGUUCAUUGCUUGAAUGGCAUCGUGGUCUACCACAUCAGCCGAGGACAGCGUGUGGUGAGCCUUUCAAGUGCCGAAGCUGAGCUCCAUGGACUUGUUGGAGGAGCAGCUGAUGGCAUUGCGCUGAGGAUCUACUUGCAGUUUCUGUUGGAUGAGGAGGAGAUUCAACAUGUGUGCCUCAUCGACAAUUCAGACCAAGUCAGCAUGAAGGUCUUGGAGGUGAAGCAGAUCAGCACUUUGCUGAACAUCGGAGACAUUGGCACGAAACCAUUAGGCAAAGGACGUCUCUAUGCUCUCAUGCGCUGGUGCAAUGUCUUUACAAAAGAAGGAGUUCCAGUUGGAGAAGAAGAAGCUGCAAAAGCCAAAGAGACCCACUACAAUAAGACGAGCGUGAUGAGGAUUGCAAAAUUGAUUCAACGAGUGGUUUUGAUUGGUGGCCUUGAGCAGGCUAGCGGUGAGAUGGUCCCAUUUCGCAUGGAUCUCGAGACUGUGGAGGUCUACAAGGAGCGAAGUUGGACAUUCAUCUACAUCACUGUCAUGCGCAUCUUCUUUGUGUUAAUUGCAGUUUUCUACUACUUGCGCAAGAUCAUUCGAGAUCUACGUGGACAGCUUGCACACCUUCGAGCAGAGCUUCGAGAACAACAAGGUCUUCAGGAAAAUGAGAUACAGAUGCAUCAUAUGCACAUCACUGCGAUGAAUGUGGCAAUCAUUCGCAUGGGUGGCUAUGUGAACAUCAAUGAUCCCAUCACAGAGCAGGAUUGGGACAACUGGCACUAUGUGGAGCGCAACAACAAGACUGAUGACUUCAGAAAGUGUCGUCGUGAUCUUGAGGAGUUGCGCAAGUAUGUGCACAGGAGGAGGAGACAAAACACUCCACGACAUGGCUCAAGGUCUCGAGAUGAUGACGAGACUGUGGAGCCACCACAACGACCUGAAGAACUUGGAGAGGAAGAAUGGCCUGAGAACGUCAGGGAAGAGAGACGUGAACCAGAGCAAGCUGGAGGAGAAACAGAAGAGAUCGAUGGAGAACAUGCAGAAGGAGAAGAAUCUGAGAGCGAGUUGGAAAGAUCGCAGUCUUUCCAUAGUGGCACAAACGACACAAUCGCGAGCCAAUUCAUGACGGAGGAGUACUUAGAGUGGCCCGCUAUAGAUUGGACAAGCUCUCAUGAUCGAGCACAGCUGAGUGCCUACAUGAAGAUCUAUGAAUAUGGAAAACGCCAGGCAAAAGCCAUUGGCGACGGCUACAAUAGGUUGGCCGAAUGGUGUGCACCCAUAGAGUGUAUGCACGAGUUGGAUCCUUAA